GGCGCUUUUGCUGCUUCGCGAUAAAAUUACGAGAAAAAAUACAAUUUAAAGUCGUAAAAAUUACCGAAAAGAAAAAUGUGAUCUAAAACUACUUAAAAAUUUCUUUUUGCUGAUACUUUUCAGUUCUAUGCCUCUUUUGUGAAUUUUCAGUUUAUAAAACAAGUUAUAUUGGUGGUGUUGACGGCGUGUUGACGGCACCAAGCGAGUUGACGGCAAUUACUAAAUACUAGGACCCUCGCUAUCCGCCAGACCAAUAUACUCAUCGUGGUAUUAAGUAACUGAUCGAAGUGCCCCUUACUAGAGGAUAAUUUCGUCGCCCUACAAGAACGAAGUUCAUGGCCUAGUGCAGUGAGUCAGGAUGGCAACAGCUCGGACUGGGACAAAACGUCCUGAAGGACCUCCGAGCAGUAGUAGCAGUAGUGGUGGUCCCCCAGCAAAGAAGGGACACUGGAGUCUCGGCUUACUGGAUACAAUGAAAGAUCCCUCGUCUCAGGUCUACACAGACGACAGGAUAGUCAUCAUCAAAGACAAGUAUCCUAAGGCCAGAUUCCAUUACCUAGUUUUACCUCGAGAGCAGAUAGCCAAGUUGAAGACCCUCAAGCCGAGUCAUUUGGAUUUACUUAGACACAUGGAGGAGGUUGGAGACAAAGUCAUCAAAGAAGCCAUAGGUGAAGAAGGACUCACUUACAGACUUGGGUAUCACGCAGUUCCAAGUAUGAGCCAUUUACAUCUACAUGCAAUCAGCCAGGAUUUUGACUCACCGUCGCUGAAAACAAAGAAGCACUGGAAUUCCUUCACAUCAGCAUACUUUGUGGAUUCAAAAGAAGUUAUCGAUCAGUUGGAGAAGGAAGGCAAGGUGGAUACAUCUAGCAAGAAUCCAGAUGCUCUUCUCAAACUGCCUCUUCGAUGCCACGUAUGCAAGCUGGAGCUGGGAAACAUUCCCAAACUUAAGGCACACAUCGUCAAGCACAUCAAGAAGAGCUGAUGAGUUUGUUGCAUAUUGAAGAAACUCUUUCACUGUUGGCCUUGGCAGAAGUGCUGCCAUGCUGUCAAGUACAUGUAUUCCUACUUUUUUUUCAAAGGACCUAAUAUCCGGCUUGAAUUUAAGAUGUUUACAGACUGUGCAUCACCAGAAAUACAGAACCACAGGGUUUGAACACAGUGUGGACUAUUUAUAUCUUCCAUAUAAAUGGUGAUUGCUCUACUUCUUUCCUGAAAAUGUCGAGGCUCAUGGAAGCUUUUCAGAAAAUCCUGAAACCCAGAAAAAUACUGAGAACUUGUACCCGGGUAAGUGUCGAGACCUGGCGCCAAUUUCAUAGAGCUGCUAAGCAAAAAAAUAUUGCUUAACAAUUUUCUGCUUAGCAGAAAUGAGCAAGAUACCAGUCACAAAUUGUACAUGUGAUAUGGUUUGGCGGGUAACAUUAUUCUGGUAAGCAUAGCUUUGAUGUGCUUGACAACAUUUUAUGCUUAAGCAGCUCUUUAAAAUUGAGCUUAGGACUUUAACCCACACUCUGUCGAUGAGAAAGGCCAUGUCAGGUUGCUGUGAAACAUGGACCAUGCAGCCUGAAUGGAACCUUUCAGCUUGGGAGUAGCUUAUGUAGGAUUUUCACCGUUUUCCUUCAAAAUAGUGAAUGUUUAUUGUUAACAAUAAUAAUAAUGAAGUCUUAUAUAGCGCACUUAUCUACCAAACAUAUCUACCAAACAAGGUACUCAAGGCGCUUGGUAUAAAAUGUAUAAUAUACAGAAAGACAUUAAGUUAUUGAAGGAAUGAAUUCUGAGACCCAAUUAUGACGUAGCACCUAUUAUGGUUUUACAAGGUGCUACGGCGCAUACAGCAG
Asterias rubens (European starfish) is the source of this 1838-nucleotide messenger RNA. RefSeq names its product aprataxin-like. The record is from RefSeq and is a predicted model, not a curated record. NCBI's taxonomy places the organism in Eukaryota, Metazoa, Echinodermata, Asteroidea, Forcipulatida, Asteriidae. Gene Ontology annotation, molecular function: DNA 5'-adenosine monophosphate hydrolase activity; single-stranded DNA binding; double-stranded RNA binding. The transcript has 7 exons. Gene Ontology annotation, biological process: single strand break repair; double-strand break repair. Bases 359 to 985 code for a protein of 208 amino acids. Gene Ontology annotation, cellular component: nucleus.